AUGCAGAGGAGCAAUCACACAGUGACUGAGUUCAUCCUGCAGGGCUUCACCACAGACCCAGGGAUGCAGCUGGUACUGUUCGUGGUGUUCCUGGGCAUGUACUCUCUCACUGUGGUAGGAAACAGCACCCUCAUCGUGUUGAUCUGUAAUGACUCCCGCCUACACACACCCAUGUAUUUUUUCACUGGAAAUCUGUCGUUUCUGGAUCUCUGGUAUUCUUCUGUCUACACCCCAAAGAUCCUAGUGACCUGCAUCUCUGAAGACAAAAGCAUCUCCUUUGCUGGCUGCCUGUGUCAGUUCUUCUUCUCUGCAGGGCUGGCCUAUAGUGAGUGCUGCUUACUGGCUGCCAUGGCUUAUGACCGCUACGUGGCCAUCUCCAAGCCCCUGCUUUAUGCUCGGGCCACGUCCAUAAAGCUGUGUGCAUUGCUGGUAGCAGUCUCAUAUUGUGGUGGCUUUAUUAACUCUUCAAUCAUCACCAAGAAAACGUUUUCCUUUAACUUCUGCCGUGAAAACAUCAUUGAUGACUUUUUCUGUGAUUUACUUCCCUUGGUGAAGCUGGCCUGUGGCGAGAAGGGUGGCUAUAAAAUUCUGAUGUACUUCCUGCUGGCCUCCAAUGUCAUCUGCCCCGCGGUGCUCAUCCUGGCCUCCUACCUCUUUAUCAUCACCAGUGUCUUGAGGAUCUCCUCCUCCCAGGGCCGCCUCAAAGCCUUCUCCACAUGCUCCUCCCACCUGACCUCUGUCACGUUAUACUAUGGCUCCAUUCUCUACAUCUAUGCUCUCCCCAGAUCUAGCUAUUCUUUUGAUAUGGACAAAAUAGUUUCUACAUUUUAUACUGCGGUACUCCCCAUGUUGAAUCCCAUGAUCUACAGCCUAAGGAAUAAGGAUGUGAAAGAGGCUCUGAAAAAACUUCUCCCAUAA
Messenger RNA from Pan troglodytes (chimpanzee), 918 nucleotides. RefSeq names its product olfactory receptor 9G9. NCBI's taxonomy places the organism in Eukaryota, Metazoa, Chordata, Mammalia, Primates, Hominidae. The transcript has a single exon. The record is from RefSeq and is a predicted model, not a curated record. Gene Ontology annotation, biological process: G protein-coupled receptor signaling pathway. The coding region runs from base 1 to 918 and encodes 305 amino acids. Gene Ontology annotation, cellular component: membrane. Gene Ontology annotation, molecular function: G protein-coupled receptor activity; olfactory receptor activity.